AUGGUUUCAAAAUCAUUGCUAGUCCUCACGGCGGCUCUCGCUACGGCCUGGGCUCAGACAACAACAACAGACGAACCUACAGCAACAGCUGAGGAGUCUUCCACAGGGACUUCAUCUGGAGAGACUGUAACACACACUGUCAAUGUUGGAGCAUCCGGUCACAAGUUCACACCAAACGAAGUCAAGGCCGAUGUUGGUGAUAUUAUUGAAUGGCGUUUCUAUCCCACCGACCACUGGGUUAUUCGGGGAGACUAUGACAACCCAUGCAUUCCCUACGAAUACAUUGGGGUGAACCGCCAGGGCUUCUCAAGUGGCACACAAAAGGUUCAGGCCAUCACCGACGAUGGCCCUCGAUACCGGGUUCGUGUCAACAACACUGAUCCUUUCUUCUUCUACUGCGGAGCUCCAGAGUCCUGUUCCAAGUGGAAGAUGAUGGGUGUCGUCAACCCUUCCAAGAAUGAGACAAUUGAAGGAUGGCUCAAGAAAGCAGAGGAUGUCGACAUGCAACUACGACCCGGAGAUCCUUGGCCAAAGGAGGGAGAGUCAACUUCUACCGGCGCAACAUCUGAACCGACCGCCGACAACAGUGAUGAAGAUGACGAGAGCAGCGGAAGCGGCAAGAAGUCUCUCUCUACUGGAGCCAUCGCUGGUAUUGCCGUAGGUGGUGCUGCUGUCCUUCUCCUCGCUGGUGCUCUUCUCUACCUCUGUGGACGACGAGGUGGCUUCGACAAGGCCUACCGCAAGAGUUUCCGCAACAGUGUUCCCCCUGCUCCUCCAGUUGUCGAGAACCCUUACUCUCCUCAUCCAAGUGUCGCCGAUCCCUGGGCUGCCCAGAAGAGCCCUGGUCUUGUGGCUGCUCCUUACGGCCAGAGCCCUCCUCUCAGCCCUCACCAGUCGAUCCCCUAUGGAACACACCCCGGCAUGGUCGCUCAAGAUGGAACCCCUAUUUCACACCACGAGGGCUACCAUCAACCACCCAUGGCCGCUUCUCCCGCUACAACACCCAAGCCUCACGAGCAAAUCGCCCCCGUGGAACUUCCUGGCUCUCCAGACCCCAACCACUCUCCUCUCCCCGCGUACAACAACAACAACAAUAACGGAAGGGGAUUCUCAUGGAACGGGGAUGAGCAGGGAUACCGUCCCACGAAAUAG
This is a messenger RNA of Fusarium proliferatum ET1, 1152 nucleotides long. RefSeq lists its product as uncharacterized. The coding region runs from base 1 to 1152 and encodes 383 amino acids. The record is from RefSeq and is a predicted model, not a curated record. NCBI's taxonomy places the organism in Eukaryota, Fungi, Ascomycota, Sordariomycetes, Hypocreales, Nectriaceae. The transcript has 5 exons.